This is a messenger RNA of Exaiptasia diaphana, 2845 nucleotides long. RefSeq names its product peroxisome assembly factor 2. Lineage: Eukaryota; Metazoa; Cnidaria; Anthozoa; Actiniaria; Aiptasiidae. Gene Ontology annotation, biological process: protein import into peroxisome matrix. The transcript has 6 exons. Gene Ontology annotation, cellular component: peroxisomal membrane; cytosol. The record is from RefSeq and is a predicted model, not a curated record. Gene Ontology annotation, molecular function: ATP binding; ATP hydrolysis activity. The annotation marks the transcript as partial.
UGAAGUGUUUUUGUGGACAGUUUUCGUGAUGGUGUUAGCUAAGAUCUACGGCGUUUCUUCAAUUUCUUUUGGCUCUAAGUAUGGAGACGACUUCCUAGAUUAUAAUGCAGUAUUGCCGUCCCAGGAAAAUGAAUUUAGCAAAGAUAAUUUUAUAUCCUUAGAAGUCAAACUUGAUCCGAACUGCUCAGAUGGUUUUAGAAAUCAUAACCUUAAUGUUCGUUGCAGACAUUUUACACCUGAGGAGAUCAAGAGCCUUGAAGGUGGUGCUACAUGUGAAGAAAACGGAGAGAGAUAUUUACACUUGAUAUUAUGGGAAGACGACUUAUCAAGGCAUGGUCUUAGAACAGGUCACAUAGUAGAUAUCGACAUGUUACCUAUGAAACUCUCACAGGUUAUACUAACAGCCAAAUACGAUAAAAAACAUGCACAAGAUCUUUCACUUCUUUUGCAUGGUCCCGAACAUUUUCUGUUUGAUAAAGUCAUGUCUGUAGGUAAUCAGAGGUUUUUAGAAUUACAGCAUGAAGGUCAAGCUUUUAAAGUAGAAUUAGAAGUCAAACAUUGUGAACCAGUGUCACAAGGAACAACAGAUCUUAACRCAAAAUGGGUUAUAAUUGACGCAAGUUAUGAAGACAGCUUAGAGUGUAUUGGCAACACUUGUCRAUCCAAUGCAUCYGUUGAUAUCAAAGAYAAUCCACUACCUCUCCUWAUUGCUGACUUUGUUUCUCCUCUCAAAGAUCUGUGGGAUGAAAAUCUCCAARAUAAGACAAAACRGUUKAGGAUUGAAGUYGAAUACUGGAAUGAUUUGCAUCUUGCAUUCAUGAAUUCAAUAAGGAAUAAAUGGAAAUUUGAUGAACAUGAUACMCAUUGCAUUUAUGUUUCCAUGGAAACUCUGAUGGAACUGCAAGUCCACRAUGGUUCCUGGGUAAAAGUUUGGCUACAUAAAGAUACGUCAAAGAAUAACAUAKCAAURAAAGGCACAAUCAAAAYUGAAACUACAUGUAUUCAAACCAUGGAAGAAGAAGCCAGCAAUUGUAGCACUUCAAUCAGUGACAGAAAAGCAACAGGAAAAGCUGGCAGUAGUACUUGUCAUUAUGUGCAACUACUUGCAAUUACUCCUAUUGAGAAAGCUUUAAACAUUUACAUCCCAAAGGCACAGCAAAUCCAAGUUCUUGACAUGGAUGAGUAUAUUAUGAAGGCAAGGAAGACGGUGCAUGUUUCAUCAGUAGUGAUGUUCAAUCUUUUACAAAGUGUUCCCAAUAAUGAUUCAAGUGAAUUAUUUUUGAAUCUCGACACAGAAACAAUGAAAUUUGCUAAACCUGACUUAUCUAAUACAACUUCAGUAUCAUUUGCACAAGAUGCACAUUUAUCCCUCAUCAAGACCCCCUUCACAAACCCAGGUGAUGCAUUUGAUGAAUCAUUAAAGAGACAUUUUUUCAAACCAAGACUGUUAACAGUAGGGGAUGUUUUGUGUGUCAACUUUGACAGUAAAAAGGACUCAGUAAAUUCAUUGAUGGUAGAAGAAAACAGAAAUUUAAGGACUAUCUAUUUUAAAGUCAAGAGACUAGUUGUAUCGGGUAAAGAUGAGUCAUCAGGUUUGGUUGAUACAGAUCAUACUACAGUUUAUCAGACCACAUCAGUCCAUAGUUUUGUUCCAACUUAUACACAAUCAUUUGUGAACAAAUCAAACUAUUGGUUGUUAAAAACACCACCUGGUCUUCAUGAACCUACAAGGGAAUUGAUUAACAUCAUUAAACCUUACUUGAAGGAACAUGUGAAUAUGAUGCCAGCUGUACUGCUGACUGGACCUAAAGGAGUAGGUAAAACAACAGUUGUCAUGGCAAUAGGAAGACAGCUUGGUGUGUGUGUUAUGAACAUCAACUGCUAUGACAUGAUUGGAGAGUCUAUGGCCGCAACAGAAAGCAGAGUAAACAACUUAUUCCAAAAAGCCAUGAACUCUCGACCAUKUCUUCUACUACUCCGUAACAUUGACAUACUAGUCAAAGACAGAGAUGGACUUGAAGAUGAGCCUCGUGUCACCAGCACCCUCAUGCAAUGCAUUGGYAACUUAAAGGAAGUAACAAUGUGGCCAGUAGUUGUCAUAGCAAYGUCAUCUUCAAAUAAUCCMCUUYCAACACAGCUUUAUUCAUGUUUUCUUCAUGAGGUCAGUGUACAGACUCCUGCAGAACCACAAAGAAGGCAAAUAAUWGAAGCCCUGGCAUCAAUGUGUCAGGUUGACCAAGAUGUGUCCUUUGGCUUGGUAUCAAAGAAAACAGCAGGUCUAGUUUUAGCAGACAUUGUUUCUCUGUUCACCAAGGCUGCCAAAAAUGCUUGCGAAAGACUUUCAAAGAAGACUCAAAUCAAUUCCACUGAGCAAGAAGACUUCAUUACUGUAAAGGAAUUUGAUAAUAAAUAURAUGAAGGGCUUGAUGAAAGGUUUGAUGCCAAMAUCAACMGGAAAGACUUUSAAGAAGCCAUUGAGACCAUUAGAGCAGAGCACUCUGAUACUAUUGGUGCCCCUAAGAUUCCUAAUGUUUUAUGGCAAGAUAUUGGAGGAUUGAUUGAUGUAAAGGAAGAAUUAUUAGAUACCAUACAACUACCGCUUCAACAUCCUGAACUAUUUGCAUCUGGGCUUAGACGAUCAGGUGUUCUUUUAUACGGCCCACCCGGUACUGGUAAAACAUUGUUGGCAAAGGCUGUUGCUACAGAAUGCUCCUUAAACUUUCUCAGUGUGAAAGGCCCAGAGUURAUCAACAUGUAUGUUGGGCAAAGUGAGCAGAAUGUCCGUCAGGUUUUCUCAAGGGCACAGAGUGCGACACCAUGUGUUAUUUUCUUUGAUGAACUUGAC